AUGUCAAAUAUCAACGACCACACCCUGGGUCAAACGACCUCGAUCAUCUCUGAAACCGAGAAACACGCUGAGACGAACCUCGAUUCAGCUGACAUCAAAGAUGUUCAAGGUGAUUCAAACUUCUACGAGACCGUUACCGCUGCUCCUCUAAGCCCAUGGUCCAAGACGAGUUUCCAACUCUACGCGAUCCUCUUGGUAGCUGCUUUGAAUGCUACCGCGAGUGGUUUCGAUGGGUCCAUCUUCAGUUCUAUCAAUGCCAUGGACCAAUACAAAGCAUACUUCCAUCACGUUGAGACUGGUAAAUCGACCGGAAUCAUCUUCAUGAUCUACACUAUCGGUAAUAUGGUAGGAUCCUUGUUCACCGGUCCAAUCUGUGAUCAUUUAGGACGCCGUGCAGGGAUGGGUGUCGGUUCCAUCAUUAUUGGAGCAGCUGCAAUUGUCUUGACUGCCGCCAAAAAUGAUUCAUACCUCCUCGGUGGACGUUUCAUGUUAGGUUUUGGUAUUUCCAUUGGUACUUCAUCGGCACCUACUUAUGCUUUGGAAUUGGCUCCUCCUCAAUGGAGAGCCAGGAUUGUCGGAUUCUACAAUACCUUCUUCUACACCGGUUCCAUCCUCUCCACGGGGGUAGCAUACGCCUCCAACAAGGCCUCUGGAGAGCUCGCCUUUAGAUUACCUCUAGGAUUACAGCUCUUCCCCCCUUUCUGUAUCCUGAUCGGUUGUUUCUUCAUCCCCGAAUCACCUAGAUGGUUAACCGCUCGAGGAAAGAAAGAGAGAGCCCAGGCUAUAUUGGCAAAGUACCAUGGUGGUGGCGAUGUCAACCAUCCCCUCGUGCAGUUAGAGAUUAAGGAGUUCGAGGAGGGUAUCCAGGUCAAGGAAGCUCAGAGUGUUUGGAACUAUUACGAUCUCGUCAACACUCGAAACCAACGAUGGAGAAUGUUGAUGAACGCUUUCAUGUCCUUCUUUGCUCAAUUGUCCGGUAACAGUGUUCUGACAUACUAUCUCCCUAAUAUGUACACCAAACUCGGAAUUACCUCAACCGAUCGACGACUCCUACUCACAUUCGCCAACUCGAUCGUCUCCUGUACCGGGGCCGUCGCCGGAUCAGCCACCAACGACAUGAUCGGUCGACGAACCAAACUUUGGGUCGGUUCCAUCGUUCUCUCUUGCCUUUUCGCAGCGGUUACUGGAUUCUCAAGUCAAUUCGAUCUUGGUAAAGAGCAUGUCAGUUCGGCAUUCAGUAAUGGAGGUGUAGCUUUCAUUUUCCUUUUCGGUUGCGCAUACAGUUUCAUCUACACACCGUUGACCGCCACCUAUUGUGCGGAGGUAUUGGCUAAUCAUACCAGAGCCAAGGGUAUGGGUGUGCAUGUCAUCAUGUCCAACUGCGCCAAUUUGUACAACACCUUCGUCACCGCCAUCGCCUUGGACUCAAUCGGUUACAAGUACUACUUGGUAUUCGUAGCUUUGAACUUGUUCUACGCUGUUAUGUGGUUCACUUUCGGUGUCGAGACCAGAGGAAGAACCUUGGAAGAGCUUGACGCGGUGUUCGAUGCUAAAUGGCCACCCAAGGCCGCUCUUUCAAAGGCUACCAUGGUCAAGAGAGAAGAUGGUCAACUGGAGGGAUUGUAA
Messenger RNA from Kwoniella botswanensis, 1626 nucleotides. RefSeq lists its product as uncharacterized. The coding region runs from base 1 to 1626 and encodes 541 amino acids. Gene Ontology annotation, biological process: carbohydrate transport; transmembrane transport. Gene Ontology annotation, molecular function: carbohydrate:proton symporter activity. The record is from RefSeq and is a predicted model, not a curated record. The transcript has 8 exons. Lineage: Eukaryota; Fungi; Basidiomycota; Tremellomycetes; Tremellales; Cryptococcaceae. Gene Ontology annotation, cellular component: membrane.